AUGCACCUCUUCUCUCCUGCCCUUGCAGCCCUCGCUGCCUCAAGCUCUAUUCCGCUUGCAUUAUGCUCUCACCCCACACCUCUCCACGAAGCCGGUCGAUGCGCCAUUCGUGGCCACUGUGGGAAACAAGGCUUCUUCGGCUCCGAUCUACCAUGCCCUGACAACGAAAAGGCUGCAACUCCUUCAGAAGGCGUGCGCGAGAAGCUAGUCAAUCUAUGCGGAGCAAAAUGGCAAGAUACCGAUGUCUGUUGCGACGAGGACCAAGUGGAUGCCCUCCAAAAGAACCUGAAACUGGCCGAAAGGAUCAUCGCAUCCUGUCCGGCUUGCAAGGAGAAUUUCUUCAAUAUAUUCUGCACUUUCACCUGCUCGCCUGAUCAGUCAUUGUUCGUUAACGUGACCGGCCUCGGUAAAGCUUCAAACGGCAAGGAUGUGGUCACAGAGCUGGACAACAUAUGGUCAAAAGAUUACCAGAGUGGAUUUUAUGACAGCUGUAAAGAGGUCAAGAAUGGCGCAAGUGGUGGCAAAGCGAUGAGCUUCAUCGGAGGCGGUGCUACCAACUACACCGAAUUUCUCCAGUUCUUGGGUGACAAGAAGUUACUGGGCAGUCCGUUCCAGAUCAACUUUCUCGAGCAGCCUCGUUCAGAAGACAAUCAGGGUAUGGAGGCGGCCGACCCUCGCGUCUAUGCCUGCAACGAUACCAAUCCCACAUUUCGAUGCAGCUGCGUGGACUGUCCGGAGGUCUGCCCGACUUUGGAGCCGGUCAGCUCUGUUGAAUACUGCCACGUCGGAAAGCUUCCAUGCCUCUCAUUCGCCGUCAUCAUUAUCUACUCGAUUUGCCUCCUGCUGCUUGUCGUGGCUAUUUCUGGACAUGUGGCGUAUCAGAGACACAAAAAGUGGAAGAGCGAGAGGCUCCAACUGCUGCAAGAUUCGACACCGAGCGAUGACGAAGAUGAGGGUGAGUUGGUCAACAGUGCGGGAGUUCUUGACCGGCCGCAAAGAAACUAUUACCUCAAUCAGAUACUGGACCGGGCGUUUCAUGCACUGGGCGGAUUCUGCGCCCGUUAUCCAGCUUUGACCAUUGGAACGAACAUCGUCGUGAUUGGACUUCUCAGUCUUGGGUGGCUCAGAUUCCAGGUCGAGAGGGAUCCAGUCCGUUUGUGGGUCAGCCCGAGCUCGGAUGCUGCGCAGGAGAAGGCCUUCUUCGACAAGAACUUCGGCCCUUUUUACAGGACGGAGCAAGCCUUUCUCGUCAACGACUCGUCCCCUGACGGCUUGGUCUUGAGCUAUGACAAUCUCGACUGGUGGUUCGACAUUGAAGAACGCAUUUCUCGCAUGAUGUCACCCGAGAACGGUAUUAAGCUGGACGACGUCUGCUUCAAACCAACAGGCUCUGCUUGUGUGGUACAGUCUGUUAGUGGGUGGUUCGGCGCUGGCCUGAUGGAUGACUGGAAAGCACAAAUUGAAUAUUGUGCAGCCCAUCCUGGCGACCAGAUAUGCCUACCAGAGUUUAUGGAUCCUCUUCAACCGGGACGGGUUCUCGGUGGCUACGCGAGCAUUGAUGAUGUCGCCAACGCCAAAGCACUGAUCACGACAUGGGUGGUCAAUAACGAUCAGCCUGGCACUGAGGGAGAGGCCAGAGCCGAAGAGUGGGAGCGCGCUCUCAAGCAUGAGCUGCUCAUCUAUCAAGAGUCUGCCAAAGCACGCGGCCUGCGACUCUCCUUCAACACCGAGAUCAGUCUCGAGGAGGAGCUCAACAAGUCGACCAAUACGGACGCCAAAAUCGUGGCCAUCAGCUACGUUGUCAUGUUCAUUUACGCCUCCCUCUCCCUAGGCUCCACGACACUAUCAUUGAGAUCGCUUCUCAGUAAUCCGGCAAAUGCUUUCGUCCAAUCCAAAUUCACUCUGGGUGUCGCGGGCAUUCUGAUCGUGCUGAUGUCGGUCUCUGGCUCGGUCGGCCUCUUUUCUGCGGCCGAGGUGAAGGUCACGCUGAUCAUCGCCGAAGUCAUUCCGUUCUUGGUGCUUGCUGUCGGUGUCGACAACAUCUUUCUGAUCGUGCACGAGUUUGAACGUGUCAAUGUCAGCCACCCGGACGAAGAAAUCGACGUGCGAGUCGCAAAGGCUCUCGGAAGAAUGGGACCCAGCAUUCUCCUUUCCGCGUCGACCGAGACGAUUGCCUUCGCCAUGGGCGCAUUUGUGGGCAUGCCUGCAGUCAAGAACUUCGCCGCGUAUGCCGCGGGUGCUGUAUUCAUCAAUGCGCUGUUGCAGAUCACCAUGUUUGUGUCUGUCUUAGCGCUCAAUCAGAGACGAGUCGAAAGUCUCCGGGCAGACUGUUUCCCAUGUGUGACGGUCAGGGGAGCGAAUUCCACGGGUAUGCCUGGCGGCCAUUUCUUUGGCAGUGAGGAGGAAGGCUGGCUGCAGCGGUUCAUUCGCAAAGUCUAUGCACCAAGCUUGUUGGACAAGAAGGUCAAAACCUUCGUCGUUGCCUUCUUUGCAACCCUGUUCGCCGCCGGAGUUGCGCUCAUUCCCAGGGUGCAACUUGGGCUUGAUCAGCGCAUCGCGCUUCCUGCGGAUUCCUACAUGAUCCAGUAUUUCAACGAUUUGUACGACUAUUUUGGAUCUGGACCACCCGUAUAUUUCGUCACCCGAGGUCUCAACGUGACGGUGAGGGAGCACCAACAAGAACUAUGUGGCAGGUUCACCACCUGUGACGAGUAUUCGCUCGCGUACAUUCUUGAGCAGGAGUCGAAACGUCCGAAUGUCAGUUAUAUCAACUCUGCCACUGCCAGCUGGAUCGAUGACUUUUUCUACUGGCUCAAUCCCAUCUCGGACUGCUGCAAGAACGAAGACGGCGAGACCUGCUUCGGUGAAGAUGAUUGGAACAUCACCCUCUCCGGCAUGCCUGAAGGGGAUGAGUUUGUUUAUUAUGCUAAGAAGUGGAUUCACGCCCCUACAGAUGAGGAAUGUCCCAAUGGGGGCCAGGCCGCCUACUCGAACGCCGUGGUCAUCGACAAGAACCACACGGAUAUUCCGGCCAGCCAUUUCCGAACGUUCCACACCCCGCUCCAAGGUCAAGACGACUUUAUCAACUCCUACGCCGCAGCCAGGCGCAUAUCCGAUGAUAUAUCUGCACGUCACAAUAUCGACGUGUUCCCUUACAGCAAACAUUAUAUUUUCUUCGAUCAGUAUAGCAGCAUCAUUCGCCUGACUACAACGCUUCUCUGUGUGGCUGUUGCGAUUAUCUUUGUCAUUUCUUCGUUGUUGUUGGGCUCCUUACUGACAGGAAUUGUUGUGGCGGGGACCGUCGUCAUGAUCCUGGUGGACAUUAUCGGAGUCAUGGCCGUUGCUGGCGUGUCCCUCAAUGCGGUUUCGCUGGUGAACUUGGUCAUCUGCGUGGGCAUUGGGGUGGAGUUUUGUGCACACAUUGCCCGGGCGUUCAUGUUCCCUAGCAAGUCGAUCAUGGAGCGGGCAAGGCACAAGUUCCGAGCCAGGGACAUCCGGGCUUGGGCAGCAUUGGUCAACGUGGGCGGGAGCGUCUUCAGCGGCAUCACAAUCACCAAAUUCGUCGGCGUGGUCGUGUUGGCAUUCACCAGGAGCAAAAUCUUUGAGGUCUAUUACUUCCGCAUUUGGCUGGCGCUCGUGAUUCUCGCGAGCAGCCACGCGUUGGUGUUUUUGCCGGUGGCAUUGAGUUUCUUGGGUGGUGAUGGAUACAUUGACCCUGAGAGUGAGGGAGGGCUGGAAGAGGACCUUGCCAGCCGACGAUACCGGAGUCUGCUCCCAGACGACGAUUACUAUGAUUCCGAGGACGAAUAA
This is a messenger RNA of Fonsecaea erecta, 3810 nucleotides long. RefSeq lists its product as hypothetical. NCBI's taxonomy places the organism in Eukaryota, Fungi, Ascomycota, Eurotiomycetes, Chaetothyriales, Herpotrichiellaceae. The transcript is spliced from 2 exons. Gene Ontology annotation, molecular function: lipid carrier activity. Gene Ontology annotation, cellular component: membrane. Bases 1 to 3810 code for a protein of 1269 amino acids. The record is from RefSeq and is a predicted model, not a curated record.